UGUGGGGGAUGAGAAAGCCGGGCUCAUCUGGCCUGACGGUCUUGGGCAAGGUUCCAAAAUCAAGCAAAAUCUUUUGACAGUUGUCAAUGGAAAAGACUAUCAGAAUCAAGCAUCAACUCGUGAUCAUGACCGAUUUGUUGUCCGUGGAGAGGACCGACAAAUCCGGAGUAAUCCCUUUACGAAGUGGAAAACUUCUGUGACGCUCGGAAGCCAUUAUUAAUCCUCGGCUGGCUCCAGUCAGUUCCAACUGGUAGUAGAGAUGGAAGUUCAAGACGACUUCCAUGAAUCUCGUCUCCGAGAGGUCCAAUCCUCCUACAUUCUUCAUUGGAACUACAGGAAUUUGAAGUGCAUGCCCAAGGAGCUCUUGGACCAUGGCGAGCACAUUCAAGAGAUCUAUCUGAAAGAAAACCAAAUCCAAGCCAUCCCAGAACGAUUGGACAGGUUAUCACAACUGACCAACAUCUACCUAUUCGGAAACAAUCUCAAAGAGUUCCCAAUAUCCCUUAUUGGUUUGAAGGCGUUGCGCGUGCUGGAUUUGGGAGGCAAUGGUCUCGAAGAAUUGCCCAACGAUAUCGGCGAAAUGACGGGACUUCAGACACUCGACUUGAGCACCAACCUUCUGCGAGGGCUACCACCAGACAUUGGAAAACUAGUAAAUUUGGAAUACUUGGUGGCGUACAAGAACCGCUUAACCUCUCUCCCACGCACACUUAGUCAGUGGAAGGCCCUCAAAAGUUUGCAAGUCUCGGGUAAUCUUUUAAGAGAGCUCCCCAAAGAGUUGGAGGAUUGCCGCAAUCUCACGGAUAUCUAUGUGGAGAGGAACCUUUUGACCCAUAUUCCCCUCAACAUAACGACCUUACCCAAACUGGCCAGAUUGAACGCCUCGAGCAAUCACUUGAAAUAUCUCCCCUCACUGCCAUUCGUGUCCCAUCCUCGACUCACUUUUGACUUUAAUCAUGACCUUUGCCAUAUUCCGUUCCACUUGGGCUGCUUCCAAACUUUUCUCAGCUAUCAAACUAUUCAUUCCUUGGAGAAUCAGCGAUGUCACAUUCGAUGGAAGUUUCGAAAUAACGGAUGUUUCAAAAGCCGAGAGAAGCCAAAAAUCAAAGGGGGAUCGAUCGUCAAAACCGUGCUCAAUAACGAGAACAUCUUCUUACAUCUCCCAAUAAAUCAAUGCUGUUUGUUCAAUGGCAGAGAUCAAGUCCGGUUUAGCAAUCAAACCGUUCCAUCCUUACUAGAAUUGUGUCUAAGAUACAAUUUUGCUUCAUUCGCUCAAUGUCAGUUUCGGAAGGACGAGAUAUCCUUGCUUGGACUUCAAAUAGCCGAGAGAUUGCCACGCGAACGGUUUGCUUUCAAUUCAUUGGCCUCUCUUCUGCCCAGAAAUGUGAUCCAACUUCUGAGGAAUGGGCCCCAAGCUCUUUGUUGCGAACCCAAAUGUACUGAGGUGAUGUUCGAUUGGAUCGUUUUGGCUGUCAUCGAGGUAGAUCUAAAAGGCGGGAUCAUGACUUACUUGGACGAGGGCGAGGAAGAAUCCGAAGCCGCUUUGUCCUCGAUCAUGUUCUGCUCGACGAGCUGCCUUGGCAAAUAUUUGCGGCAAGGACCUCCGAGUAAACUCCAAUCUAGUUUGUCAGAGUCGAAAUAUAUUGAAUUGUCUUAAAGUCUACGA
Messenger RNA from Tigriopus californicus, 1666 nucleotides. RefSeq names its product protein lap1-like. Gene Ontology annotation, molecular function: protein binding. The transcript has 2 exons. The record is from RefSeq and is a predicted model, not a curated record. The coding region runs from base 260 to 1657 and encodes 465 amino acids. Lineage: Eukaryota; Metazoa; Arthropoda; Copepoda; Harpacticoida; Harpacticidae.